Molecule: messenger RNA, 2575 nt
Organism: Girardinichthys multiradiatus
Lineage: Eukaryota; Metazoa; Chordata; Actinopteri; Cyprinodontiformes; Goodeidae
Exons: 2
Coding region: 1697-2467 (256 amino acids)
Source: RefSeq, a predicted model, not a curated record
AGGUGUUCCAGGCACGUCCCACCGGGUGGAGGCCCAGGGGACAGCCCAUGACACGCUGAAGGGACUAUGUCUCUCGGCUGGCCUGGGAACAUCUUGGGAUUCCCCUGAAGGAGCUGGUGGAGGUGUCUGGGGAGAGGGAAGUCUGGGCGUCUCUAAUGAAUCUGAUCCCGCGACCCAGUCCCAGAUGAUGCGGAACAUAACGAGUACGAGUGUUAAGAGCAACAAUAAAACCAUAAUAAGAAGGGUUUAAUAGAAACCCAACAACCUAUGUAUCUCAUAUGAAAGUGAAGUACAACAUUUGCUUUGCUCCAUUAGAAAUCAUGAUAUCAGUCAAUACCUAAUUAGGGAGCUAAGAUAAUACUUGCCCAUACUCUUACUAAAAGAAUCAUCAGUUUAUUUUUGUCAAACUCACUGAUAAUCUCCUUUAAACAUACUAUCCAGCUAUGUCUUUCCAAUUCACUAACAGGUGUACAACGAUGAUAAAAACACAGCUAGGUAAUGAAGUAUGGUUUUAAUCAGAAGGAUGUCACAAAAUGUUAGGUUUUAAAAAGUUCACAGAAAAAAAAAAAUGCAAAUUCUCUAGUGUGUAUUUGGGUGGAUGCCAUCAAAAGAAGUACAAGGAUUGAUCUGAUCGACUGGUAUUUAAUUUGACAGAUUUUUGCACUGAGGUCAGAAGCAUUCAAGUAGAACAGGGUUCAACCUUCACAUGUUUAAAAUGAACUUUGACCUCAAUGACCUCCAUUGCUGAGGUAUGUCUGCAUGCUGAUCAUUUGCGACGGACAUAGCAGGCAGGGACGUGCACAGAUAGACAUGAGGUGGUGUGUGAUGGCCACACCUGCAGCCACACAGUUGGUAACCCCACACACAAACACUUUUUCAUUUUGAGUUUUCAUAUACACAUUCACUGCAGGAAAAAUACAUGGGUUUCUGUUUAUAUUUUCAUUUGACAAUAUUGAAAUACAUUAGUUCUAAUUGUAGCACGCACAUUUGGUUAACUUUUGUAUAUUUAAUUUUGUCAAAUAUUUAACAUUUUCUGUGUUUUCUUUACUGGUGCUGUGGGGGAGUACCUUGAACAGAAGCAUUGGACUCUGGCUGGCACACUCAAAUUCCAGAUUGACUGAUUGGGUGAUACCAUCUGGAGUUCCACCAUGGGGGAAGACCAUGGAGUCUUUAUUCUAAUUUUUGCAUGUUCUCUUUGUUUUUGUGAUUUGCUUAUUUUGUUUAGUUAUUAGUCAUUCAAGUACAUUUUUAAGCUAAUUGUGUUUAGUUAUUUUUGCCAGUUAAAUUUCUGUAUAUGUUUUCCUUCCCUUUUCUUCAGUGUGUUAGUCUGGUCUGAUCAGCCAGUAUUUAGGUCCCCUUUGUUUGUUGUGUAGGAGGUCAGUUUGUUUGUUUGAGCAGUUAGUUUGAGGUUUUGUUAUGUUUAACCCUGAUUUUUUUGUCUUGAGUUUAGCUUCUUUAUUGGACCUCUUUUAAGGGCACUGUAACAGUUAUUUGAAUUUUGUUAGUUUGGGGAAAUAAAACCCAUGUUCUUUGAAAGUUAUUACUGUGUCCUCAUGCUUGACCGGCUUGGUCCCUCACACAUGGUGUCAGGAGUGGGAUUUGCCAGUUGAGGACACAGUUUUUUUUGUUUUUGGCAGUUUUCGUAAGCCCAGUUUUUUUUUUUUUUUUGACUCUCCAUGUUUUUCUCUUUUUGACCAUGCACCGUGGAGCCAGGAAAAACAAACCAGAGACCCAACUAACAGAGGAACCAUGUGCUGGAGAAGAGGAAAUGGAGGCUGGAGCUUCGACAAUGGCAGCAGACACUGGGGGUGAAGAUGAUAAAGAACCAACACUGAGAGACCUGACUGGGAUUUUGCAGGCGUUCAUGGGCCAGCAGGAGGCACGGGAGGUAAAAUUAAACCAAGAAUGUGAGAUACAGGGACAGCGGUUUAAAGCCUUAAAACAUCAGUUUCAGCUACUACAAAUGGAAGUGCAGGCCCGCACAUCUCCACUCCCUGAACCCUCUUCAACUAAUCCAGAAACACGGGAGGAUGACUAUGAAGUUGUUCAGCGGGCCCAGGUUAUAUCUGCACCAGUCAAUAUAUCUUCAGGUCAGUCGCAAUUUUCUCUUGAGCCAAAGUUGCAGAAAUUGACAAGUGAAGAUGAUAUUGAACAUUUCCUUGUGACAUUUGAAAGAAUUGCAGCUGCCUGUAGAUGGCCAAAAGCAGACUGGGUUUUUCGGCUUAUUCCUCUCCUUACGGGUAAGGCAAGAAGUGCCUAUGUUCAUAUGGAUGUUGAUGAGACACUAAAUUAUGAUAAUGUGAAAACAGCAAUUUUGAAGAAGUACGACAUUAAUCCAGAGACCUAUAGACAAAGGUUUUGUUCCCUGUAUGUUUAUCCUGAUGAGAGCCCCAAAGAGCUGUAUGUGAGGCUAAAGGAGUUGUUUGGGAAAUGGAUUCUACCCAGAGGUGUGGAUAAAAGAGCAUGAUCCGAAAUCAGCUGCAGAAGCCUCCACCUUUGCUGAUGUGUUUGUGGCUGCUCGAAGGAAGGGCCAGACAUGGAGUAACACUUCCUUUAAAGACAAGGACACCUGCAG